UAUCCAGCCGACGUCGGUGCAUAUACCUAUGGCUUAGGACACCCAAUGAAGCCUCACAGGAUACGGGUCACACACGAUCUAGUCACCGCCUAUGGCAUGCUCGACAAGAUGCACGUCUUGAGAGCUAAACGCGCCACACCCGAAACAAUGACCUCCUUCCACACAGACGAAUACGUCCACUUUCUCAACAGAGUAACUCCAGAAACGUCCGAAGAGCUGACUUACCACGGAACCAGAUUUCUCGUAGGAGAAGACAACCCCGCAUUCGAAGGCGUCUUUGAAUUCUGCUCCAUCUCCGCAGGAGGCUCAAUAGCCGCCGCCCAACGCAUAACCUCCGGCGCAGCCGACAUAGCCAUAAACUGGGCCGGCGGCCUACACCACGCCAAAAAACGGGAAGCCUCGGGGUUCUGCUACAUCAACGACAUCGUCCUCGGCAUCCUCGAGCUCCUACGCACCUACCCACGCGUCCUCUACAUCGACAUCGACUGCCAUCACGGCGACGGCGUCGAAGAAGCGUUCUAUACCACCGAUCGCGUGAUGACGUGCAGCUUUCAUAAAUUUGGAGAGUACUUUCCUGGGACGGGGACGCAGGAGGAUAAAGGACGUGGGAGGGGACGUGGGUAUGCUGUUAAUGUUCCGCUUAAGGAUGGGAUUACGGAUGAGAGUUUUAGGAGUGUUUUUGAACCUGUCAUCACGAAAAUCCUAGAAACCUUCCAACCUUCCGCUAUAGUCCUCCAAUGCGGUGCAGAUUCUCUAGCAGGUGACAAACUGGGUUGUUUCAACCUAACAAUGCACGGGCACGCACACUGUGUCCAAUUCGUGCGAAAACAGAAUAUACCGUUCAUACUCCUCGGUGGGGGUGGGUACACCGUUAAAAACGUAGCACGGACAUGGACGUACGAGACGGCGUGUGCGCUUGGGAUAGAAGAGAGCAUUGAUCCGAAUUUACCGUGGAAUCAGUACUUUGAGUGGUUUGGGCCACGGUAUAGGUUGGAGGUUGCGGAGAAUAAUAUGGAUGAUUUGAAUGUUAGGGAUGGGUCUUUGGAGAAGGUUCGGAUAACUGCCCUGGAACAAUUAUCACAGUUACCGGGCGCACCGUCCGUAGGGAUGCAUGAUGUCCCUAGACAAAAUGAUGAUUUGGGACGGGAUGAGUUGGAUGAUCGGUUAGCUCGUACGUCUCCCUUUCCUUCUUUCCUUCCUUCCUUCCUUCCUUCUCUUCCUUACUAA
Molecule: messenger RNA, 1227 nt
Organism: Laccaria bicolor S238N-H82
Lineage: Eukaryota; Fungi; Basidiomycota; Agaricomycetes; Agaricales; Hydnangiaceae
Product: histone deacetylase complex, catalytic component RPD3
Exons: 7
Molecular function (GO): histone deacetylase activity
Source: RefSeq, a predicted model, not a curated record